Messenger RNA from Zootermopsis nevadensis, 3648 nucleotides. Its product is annotated as E3 ubiquitin-protein ligase RNF34. Gene Ontology annotation, cellular component: cytoplasm; plasma membrane. Lineage: Eukaryota; Metazoa; Arthropoda; Insecta; Blattodea; Termopsidae. The record is from RefSeq and is a predicted model, not a curated record. Gene Ontology annotation, molecular function: ubiquitin protein ligase activity. Gene Ontology annotation, biological process: proteasome-mediated ubiquitin-dependent protein catabolic process; negative regulation of extrinsic apoptotic signaling pathway via death domain receptors; protein K48-linked ubiquitination.
UCAACCUAUCCCGUUGAGCUGUUAUUGUAUAUAUAUAUGUAAGCCUACAAAGUUGGGGUUAAGAUAGUAUUUUAUGAUGUAAUUUGCAGUUAAAUUUUUCAUUCCAAAACUUGUUGGGCCAAGUGUGUUUUAAAUAAAAACCAUGUUUGAUUUUGUGGGUGCAGGUUUCUGUAGAGGAAACUCUGUGGGAACAGAGCAACAGAGAAGAGCUGCCAUGAUCUGUGAAGGCUGCUCUGUUAAAUUUACUGUGUUCAAAAGAAAACGGCAGUGUUCAGUGUGUCGACGCUAUUACUGCAGUCACUGUUUGCCAUUCAGACAAAAUGAUAGCAACUACAACACCACAUCUGUGUUGGCCCACUUCACAGACAAGAAGUUGAAAUGUAGCAAAUGUGAGGUACUCACAUCACGGCCACUGAGCCGUGCACAACUUCAGCAGCUUAGAGUCAAGGAUUUGCAACUUUACCUUAUAUCCCAGAAAGUAUCUACAAGAGGAUGUGUUGAAAAGGAUGAUCUAGUGAAUUUGCUGAUGCUACAUGCUGGAAAUUCAUCAAACAACACGCAAAGAAGUGACUUUCCUAUUGGUCAUGGCAGUCAGACUGAUACGCAAAGUGGAAGUCAGUCAUCCAUGGUGGAGGACCAAACUGAGCAGCUUUCCCAAGAACAGAGCACUUCCACUGCAUACUUAUCAUCCCAGUGUGUUCCAUCUACUUCAGAGACCCCUCCAGAUAGUGAUUAUUUGGGUUUUUCCAUCACAAGUGAUAGAAGCACAAAGGCUGGUUCUGGGGAGAGCACCACAGGUUCUAGUUCAAGUUCUGGUUCACAGUUUGGACACAAAGCCCCAAUUGGUACAAAUAUGUCUGUCUCACCUGAAGAUAUGUGUCAUAUUUCCACUAGUAGCAGUUCAUCCACUACACAGUCAAGCAGUGGAUGGUCAGAAGAGCAUUCAGUGGUUGAUGUUGAUAUUGUGGAAUUGACAGAUUGGACUGGUGAUUUAAACAAUCUGGAUGCUGGACCUGAACCAGUUAUCACUGUCAUUGAAGAUGACUCACCUGAAAGAACAUUUAAUGAGGUUGAAGUCAUGGAGACAGAUGAACUUGCAGAUGUGGCUGUAGAGAGUGAAGAUGGUGAUUACAACAUUACUGCAGGUGAAGCAGGAGAUGAGACUGCAGGCAUUGCCACAGAGGAACCAACUGUUCCUACUCAGUCACGCACUGGAAUAACUUUAGCCAGUAUUAGUGGUUUGGAGGACUUCGAGAAGCUGACAGUGAAACAAUUGAAGGAGCUUCUGUCACUGAAUAGAGUUGAUUAUCGAGGCUGUUGUGAGAGACAAGAACUUAUGGAGCGGGUUGCUCGUCUCUGGCAGGAAGACAGUCAAACACGGAAAGGAUUGGAUACAAUGAGUGUAGAUGAACUUUGCAAAAUUUGCAUGGAUGCACCUGUGGAAUGUGUAAUGCUGGAGUGUGGCCAUAUGGCAACAUGUGUAACAUGUGGAAAACAACUUAGUGAAUGCCCCAUUUGUCGUCAGUUUGUGGUGCGUGUCGUUCGGACAUUUAAGGCAUAAGUUGUUUUGGUAGUUGCCAAAUGUUUCUGUCUUGUAGUGUCCCUGGGAAUCUUCUGUGCAAGUGAGUAUGACACCUCUCUUUUAGCUCACUUUGGUCUGUGAACCGAAUUAGCCGUGUUUAAAUUUUAAUAGUUGUGUGUAUGUAAUUUAUGCCUAUGAACUAUUCUAAUUAUUUUUUUGUAGAGUACUUAUGUUAUAUUGAAAGUUUUCUCAUUACAUAGGCCUAUGAUUACUGUGAUAAUGGCCACUCUUUAAUAAUUAUAAUGGUAUGCAAAUUGUUACUAGCAUUAAGUGCGGUUCCUGUACUUUGUUGCUUAGAAAAUUCAUGAAGUUAUGCAUAUUUUAGGUAAGUGAGAAGCCUUCCAAACGUGCAUUAUUUUCAACUGGCAUGGUGUAUUAAUCAGGAUAUAGUACUAUUUUAAAAUAUUUUGCUUAUGGCAUUAGUUUCAUGUGUUUAUGAAAUGUUAUCUUAAGAUACUGUAUUUACCCAAAUAUAGAUGUCAAAUUUAAAAAUAUGCCUCUUAGAAAUAAAGCUUGAAUGUGAAAAAAGGUUAAAAUUAUUGGGAAAAAAUAUUUUAGUUAACAAGUUAUACCUUGCUUACUUUCUUCUGUAAUAUAUUUUCCUCCAUCUGCAGAGUUAUUGGUUUAUUCUUACGGAAUAAUAAACAUGCAUUUGUACAAUGUCAUGUAUCUACCCUCUUUUAAUAAUCUUCAUUGAUUUAAACAAAAGUGUAUAGGACCAUAAAUAAGUUCAUUUAUUGUAACUGGGCAUCCCGAAAUAUAUGUUUCAUUUUGAUCUUGAUCGGUCUUCUUAUUCUUCUAGCAUCAUUUCUUUUUUAUACAAGUCAGUGGAUGAAAAGUCCCCAAUCUCUUUUAUCUUCCUACAGUCUUUCCUCUCUGAUUUCUUGCCAGCUCUUCCCUCUUUUCUUGACAUCUUCUAGUGCCUAGCUGAACCACCUUCUGGGUCAUCCCAUGGUUCUAUAUCCUUUAAAUUGUAAUUCUAUUGACCUCCAUAUUCUUGUUCUGUCCAUAACAAUUUUGACAUUUCUACACAUUUUAUUUUCUGAAUUUACUUCGUUUCAAAAAUAAAUUUGUUCGCCUUGUCUAGGUUCCUUGAAAUCCUCAUAGUCACUUUCUUGUCCAUAUUCAUUCUCAGCUCAUAUUUCUUUGUAACAAGGUUCUGUUGAUUUAGUUGUUCAUUUUCCUCUUUGUCUUUCUCCAAAAUUAAAUAAUUGUUUUCAAAUAUUAAUGUUUCAAUGUUUGGUCUUCUCAUCAAACUUUAUUAAUGAUUUUGUCCAUCAUCAUAUGGCAUUAAACAAAACUGAGGACACUUCCUUGUCUCACUGCACUACUAAGUUUCAAACCAUUUUAGUCUUCCUGAAUUUGUUUUAACACAUAUGUACAGUCCUUGUGUGUUAGGUUCACUUUCUUUGUAAGCUAUUCUGGUACUUAUAAUAUUUUUAAGACUAAACAAACCUUUUUUCUCUGUUAUAUUGUUAUGAACUUGACAAGUCAUGGUUAAAAGUGAUCAUGUUGCAACUCUUUCUGAUUUACAUAUACUGAUGGUCUAAUACUAUUGAUAAAUUAAAAAUUGUAACAGUAGCAUGCAUGUUUAAAGCAAUCCACAAUUUUUAAGGUAAAUUAAAAAAUUCCAUAUAUUUUCUUACAUUUGGGAAAAUACAGUAUAUUUAAUUUAUUCAAAAGACCAUUGUUUAGUUUAAUAUAUGUUGUGUUCCAUGCUUCAGGGACUGUAAUUUUCUUAUGCAAUGUGAAGUUUAUUGACUUCUGUACUUAUAAUGACUUUUAAGUUUUGAAAAUGUGAUAUGUACAAAUAAGCAUCUGUUGCCUUAAUUAUAAACAUAAUACCAGCGAUUUUGAUAAACAUAUGUGUAUUUGCAUAAGGAUAAGUAAGUAUAUGUAUCAAUUGAUUUUAGUAAUCUGCUAGAUGUGUUCAGUCAUGUUAGAUAUCUGCAGAAAAUGUCACAUGUAUUAUUAUGGCUCUUAAUAAUGAACAAAUCAUUUAGUCAUAUGUAUAUGAAAGAAAGUGUAUAAAUACAAAUACAGAUUGUAAAGUUAGUUGUCACUUA